GACACACAGCGCUACUAGUGCCCACUCGGAGUCCCGCGCGUCGCUAGCUGAAACCUCCUUCACAACGUUCCUGUCAGCACAGCAAACCGUCUCCCAACUCAUUUUCCUAUGAUAGCGUCUCCCGCUGCCGUAUAUUGCGUGCCUGUCUCCGAGCCCGUCGCAACGCUCCUUUGAUGAUGAUCGACGCCUGUUGUCGUCCUCCGGGUCGCUUAGCGGUCAGCUGGUACGGUCUGAGAGCUGCUGUAGGCUGCUGUACGGGGACGCGUCUCGCGCGAUCGGGCGUGGCUCAUCACCGGCUUGAGUCUUGUGGGUCGUGAUGCGUUCUUGCGUCAAUCACAGCGACGAUUCGCGAUUCAUGAUCCUCGGUGCUCGCUGUUUGCCUCAGAGGCGGUCGAGUGCACACGGUGUGCAUGCCUCAUGGGAGGCUAUCGUCACUUCCAGCAAGCAGACCUCUCGCUCAACUUGUAUCGCAAAUUGCACAACCUCGGUCUCGAUAAUAGAUCCUCUACCCUCUGCCCAAUCCGAUCGCCUGCGAGCGCGCCUACAACACUCGAGCGUUAUUCUCAGUGUUCCAUUAUCCAUUAUCCCACCGUGCCUCGUGGGGACCCGUGCACGCCGUCGUCAACAACCGUGGACACUCAUCAACGAGCACCAUCAAGCGCCAUCACGCACGAGGGCGUUACUUGACUCGCGACGAAUACGAUUCCACGCGAUGAGACUACGCUAGCCACCGCACAGACGCUUCAAAGAUAGACGCCUGGGCAUUGGCUGAAUAUGUCUAUAUGGUGAUGCCACAUUUCAUGUCGUGCACCCCAGUGAAUGAUGAUGAAAGGCAAACGAACGACGUGUGAUACAGUUAAGUCGCUGUCCAUCCCGAUGAUGACGCCCAUGCUCGUUCGAACGUAGCAUCCACCACGCUAGAUGAACGGCGGACGCACCGCUCCAUCGUGCUCGCUAUGUCCUCCUAUCUCCAUCAACACGUUCUAUGAUGCUAUGCUUCUAAAUCCGUACCCUUCCUGUCCUCGUAGUUCUCCUCCGCCCUCGCUCUUUUACUCGGAAGCCAGCCCGCAUUCUCCUCCGUC
Coniophora puteana RWD-64-598 SS2 is the source of this 1082-nucleotide messenger RNA. RefSeq lists its product as uncharacterized. The record is from RefSeq and is a predicted model, not a curated record. The transcript is spliced from 2 exons. The coding region runs from base 317 to 727 and encodes 136 amino acids. Lineage: Eukaryota; Fungi; Basidiomycota; Agaricomycetes; Boletales; Coniophoraceae.